AUGCCUAAACCAUGUGGUGUUCUCCCAUUAGCAAUUCAUGAGUUCCCUGAGGACAUCUUCACCAAAGAGCAGCGCAAGAGAGGAGCCGUACUACUGCAUGUGCUCUGUGUCGUCUAUAUGUUCUACGCACUGGCUAUCGUUUGCGAUGAUUAUUUUGUCCCAUCGCUGGAGAAGAUCUCAGAGAAUCUGCAGCUGAGUGAGGAUGUGGCCGGGGCAACUUUCAUGGCUGCAGGAAGUUCAACGGUGGCCGUGACCUGGUGGUCUCUGUUCAGAGACUCGCUGUACUACAUCUUCUCCGUGCUGGCCUUGAUUUUGGUUAUCUAUGAUGAAAGAGUUGUAUGGUGGGAAUCUUUGCUUCUGAUCUCCAUGUAUGGAGUCUACAUCCUUAUCAUGAAGUUUAACAGUCAGAUCGCCAGCUUUGUCCAGAGAUCAUGUGGCAGUCCGGGCCAAUGUUGUGUCAGGAGACAAACGUCCAGAGAUAAAGAGGCUGAUGAAGCGGAAACAAACGGCAACACCUCCGUGGUGCUGCUGAGGAAAGCAGGUUCAGGACAGGAGUCUCCAGUGGUGAUGGUGGAUGAGCUGCUUAUCUUGAGGCCACACCAGCUCUCAUUCCCAGAGGCUGGACUGCGUCUCAUGAUCACACCACAUUUCUCUCCACGCACCCGUCUCACUAUGGCCGGACGCAUGCUCAUCAGUGAGAGACAAAGACUGCUCCGGGAGGAUAAGAUGAGCAGGACCUCAGUGAAGACAUUCGGCUCUAGAGGGAUAGUAAACGGAGGAAGUCUUGAAGCACAGCAGACACCUGAGGACACAGAAACGACGGAUGGUAAGAAAGGAGUGAAGGUGGAGGUGGAAAACUCUCAGCCUGAAGAAGAGGAUGAGGACGGGGACGAAAUGUUCAAACCUCUCCAUUUUCCUGCUGGCUACUGUGCGCGUCUGAAGUGGCUUGUGUCCUGGCCGCUGGCUGUUCUGCUGUAUUACACAGUGCCUAACUGUGUUUUGCCACGUUGGCAUCGCUGGUUCAUGGUCACCUUCAUUGCUUCAACCAUUUGGAUUGCUAUUUUUUCCUACCUCAUGGUGUGGAUGGUCACCAUCAUCAGCUACACACUUGGUAUUCCUGAUUACAUCAUGGGAAUCACUUUCCUGGCUGCUGGCACUAGUGUACCUGACUGCAUGGCGAGCCUCAUCGUCGCCCGCCAAGGAAUGGGGGACAUGGCAGUGUCAAACUCCAUAGGCAGCAAUAUCUUUGACAUCCUGCUGGGACUGGGCUUCCCCUGGGCUCUGAGGACGCUAGUAGUAGAUCAUGGCUCAGCAGUAUUCAUCAAUAAUAAAGGCCUGGUCUAUUCUGUCAUCCUGCUGCUCGCAUCAGUCUUCCUCACGGUCCUGAGUGUCCAUCUGAAUGGCUGGAAGCUGGAUCGGAGACUAGGUCUUGGUCUCAUGCUUCUUUACUCCAUCUUUCUGCUCUGCUCCAUCCUCUUCGGUCAGCUCUAGAAGUGCCACACUCUUCAGUGCGUUCUUGUUUUAGUUUCAUUAUUAAAGUGCUUUUACUGUAGAUCAGGUACUAAAUCUUGGCUGAUUUCAUGCCUGCGUACAGUGUAGCAGCAAGAGGAAAUUGUGUGCUCUACAGAAGCAACCUCAGAAUGGUUUUCAGGAUCCAGUCAGUCCAUUGUUCUGUCCACAGCAAGAACU
Molecule: messenger RNA, 1689 nt
Organism: Sinocyclocheilus grahami
Lineage: Eukaryota; Metazoa; Chordata; Actinopteri; Cypriniformes; Cyprinidae
Product: sodium/potassium/calcium exchanger 3
Exons: 14
Coding region: 1-1491 (496 amino acids)
Biological process (GO): calcium ion transmembrane transport; intracellular calcium ion homeostasis
Cellular component (GO): plasma membrane
Molecular function (GO): calcium, potassium:sodium antiporter activity; calcium channel activity
Source: RefSeq, a predicted model, not a curated record